AUGCCGACGGACUUGCCCAAAGUUUUAGUUGCAAGAAACUGGGUAAUCAGAAACCUACGGCGCAUACAGUUUGCAAUGCAAGAGGAACAACUUUAUGCUGAAUGCAAGCAAGAUGAACGAACAUAUACAUCUAGUUAUCAAAGUUACUAUGUGUUUGCCCUUCUCUUUUCGAAAAAAAAUCUCAACAAAGCAAGAUACCGUAAAAUUUCGAAAAUAAGCCCCUCUAUGUAUAAGCCCCUCCAAAUAUAAGCCCCCCAAACUGGUGACGCAAAAAACCCUUCGUUAAAUCGCCCCUCCAAAUAUAAGCCCCCGGGGGCUUGUACUUGGAAAAUUGCUCUCAAAUACAAAGUAAAACAAAGCAAAAACGGUAAAUUUACUUCGAACUAUAAGGCUAGUCCAAUCGAUUCGUAAACGCAAAUUUCCCUCUGUAGAGAAGCCCCUCCGAAUAAAAGCCCCUCCAAAAAUAGGCCCCUCAAAAAGUUAAGGGCCUUUGAAAAAUAUAGGCCCCGGGGCUUAUUUUCGGAAUUUUACGGUAUAGCAUCUACAGAAAUCUCCUACCAGUUUUUAGCACCGAAGGUUCCCGUCAAGAGGAGAAAAAAAGCCACCAACUCUAGUACUUCAACCGAUCCAUUUUCAGCUGCAACGAAAACCCUUAUAUUAGGUAAUUUAUUCAAACUUGUAAGAUUUGCCAACACAUUCGCACGAUACCGUAUGUAUUAUUAUUAUUGGUUUCCUCCAAAACAACGUUCUUUUUUCAACAGAAUAGCUCCUGAGCAACGUACUUGUUUUAACAUGAAAGUAGGUUUUGGUAAUGAAUUGUUAGAAUCAAUUUAAAUGUUAAUAUUUCAAAUUCUUUAUUCUUCAUAUUAGAUUUGUUAGUAAUGAAAUAAUCAUAACGAAGUUUAAUUUCAUCUUUCCUAUGGCGUUUCUCAGUAUGAAGGUGAAACUAAAAGGUUGUUACAUAAGAUACAUCAAAUUUGAUUUUUUUUUAAAUUUUUCAUUGUUUUUGAAGUCUUACCGGUUUCUUAGAAGAAAAAAAGAUCAUUUAUAGAUAUCAUUUAGAUUUGUUAGUAAUGAAAUAAUCAUAAAGGAAUUCAAUUUGGUUUUCAGCCGAAGUCCGCAAACCUUGAUUCUGACUUAGGGCCUGUUUACGUGGAGGUGGGGGACCCCAGGUAGGUAAGGUAACCCACUUAGGUGAGGUAACCCGCCUGCCCAUAUAUGUUAUCACGUUUACAUGUUAGGUGGCGUAACCCGUCCCAUGUUACCUCACCUACCUGGGGUCUCGCACCUUCAUGUAAACGGGCUCUUAAUUAUAUUGUAAAAUUAUUAAACGUUACAGAUUGAUACCUUUUGCAGCAAAAUAUGACAAAAGUCGUAGGAAGAUUACACAAAUGUUGUAGCAGGCGUGCAAUGAAACAACUCCUUAUUUCUUGUCUCAGAUAGCUGUCAUUCGGUUCACAGUGUGGUAAAUGAAAUAAAUUCUGCGCAUCGCGUGGCCGUCUGGAAAGAAAACAGUGGACAUUACGAAAAAGGAGACACCAAAUUUCAAAUAAAAAACGUAACAUAACAAAACCCAUGUUAUGUUAUUGACAUGUUAUAUCUAUAUGACUUCUUUCUCUCUCGAUCUCUAGCACAAACCUUGGACACUGACUUAAGUCUGUUGUAUCCUAUAAUAUUCCACCCUCCUUCCGCCGCCGUCUGGACGUAUCAGGUCCAAGUUUUACGGAAACCUGUUUCAACCUUACUGUCUUUAAUACCUCAUAAGACCCAUCUCAUAAUCAAAUGACUUUACUGUGUCUACAACGUAUUUGAAUUACCUAAGGUUUUCAAUAGCCAAGAGGUUCUUUAGCAAACUUCCUUUAUAUGUCAGUGUAAAAGCUUUUUGUGAUGAAACUGAAGACAUCAGAAAGUUUAAUUUCAUCUCUUUGAUGCCAUACGUAUUAUGAAAAUGAUAGGAGGUAGUUAGAUGAAAGUUCCAGAGUAAUUGGUUUUUGCCAAAACAACGUUCUGUUUUCAACCGAAUAGUUUCUGUGCAACGUACUUGUUUUUACGUGAAAGGAGGUUUUGGUAAUGAAUUGUUAGUGGCAAUUUAAAUGUUAAUAUUUUAAAUUGAUUCUUCACAUUAGAUUUGUUAGUAUUGAAAUAAUCAUAACGGAAAAGAAUUGUAAUUUUUUCUUUUUUAUGCUUCUCCCAUUAUGAAAGUAAAGUAGUGCGUUAAAUUGGAUUUUUUCAUUAACAUUGUUUUUGAAGUCGUAGGGUCUCUUAGCAAAAAUGUUUUGUACACGUAACGAGAUUUGUUUGUGAUGGAUUAAUCAUAACGGAAUUCACAUAAAUAUAGGAGAGAAAACAGGCAAUUUAACAAGUCAUAGGCUUGAGUCUUCUCCUUGCUCUAUCUCAUCCACAUCGGGUAAGUCAGAUAACUAAGUUUAUCGGUAUCUGAUGAGGUGUAUAUGUUGUUUUACUAAAGAUCCCAACCCUAACUAAAUGGAUUUGAUUUUUAUUUUUGAAGGCGUUUUGUGAAAAUCAGACACUUACAAAAAAGCCUGAAGUAGCCGAUUUAAAAAGCCAGAGCCUGAAAGUUAAUAGGGAAAAAUAGUCAAGGUGCAUUUGAUACAAAACUUUUGUGUGAAAUUGUUUCUUGAAACUGCCGCUUUAACGAACAUCUUACAAGUUAAAUUGCCUGCCAUAGAAUUAUCUUAACAAAGUAUUGCAUUGUCAGCGUGGUAUUUCAAAGUUAUUAAUGCUAUUAUAAAGGUGCAUACUUCGUUUUGUUUUUCAGUUUUUUAAAAUCAUUCUGUCGUCCAAAAAGACUGAGAGAUGAAUUUUUUGAUUAUUGUGGUUGUCAAUAUCCUGGCUGUGGGUUAUGCUACGCCGGACAAGGAGGCAGGGUUGAAAGUUGAGGAUCUUGCAAUCCGAAAAUGGCGUAAAGGUGAUCAUACUUAAGGGGUCUAAAGGCUACUUCUACCGAGAAAUUUUGAAGUUAAGAAUUCUGAAAUUGCAAGAUGCAACUGAAACCAAAUAAUUUUCUUUGAUAACUAGUUGUAACUAACAGUAAUGCAAAAAAGUUUAUCUAUUUCAUUACCGCUUGAAACUGAAACGUUCUAUUUGGUUUCUUCUAUGUUCACCGAAAGACAGGUAAAAUAUUGGCGUUAAAUCUUUAUUGGUAACGUUAACGUCUUCCUAGUAAAUUCCAAUAAUUUUGAUUUUAGGAAGAACAAUCAAAAGAAAAUUAUUCAUGUGAACGGGACAAUUCUGUAUGAAGAUUGACAGUCACUGAUAUUAAAGACAUUCAUAAAUCUCAAUUUGUCUCAUAAAAUUUUAUCACUGACAGUUUUUAACUCAGAAUUAGGCAUCUCCGCCCAACAUCACAGUUCUUUGGCGGCAUUUAGCAUGAGUUUUUAACAAGACAGGUCUUGUGAAAAAUGAGCCAUUUGGACGAGGAAAAGAACAAAAAUGCACAAGAAACAGUCAGUUUUUUGAAAAUGUAAUCACCGAAGUUUGUUAAAAUGUAUCAGAGCAAUAAAUAGCUGAAGAGCUACUGACGUAGAAGGGUUCUGUCUCCUGAAAGCGUUUUGAAAAAUCGAUCAAAAAGUACUUGGAAGUAGAGAAGGCAUACACCAACCCCCCCUUCUUCCUUCCAACUGUACGUGGAAGGUAUAAGACACCAAUUUAUCAUUUUACAGGCAGGCGAAAUACCUGUGUGAAACUGAACCAAGGGGCCAAGUGCAUAAGAGGUAAACGCUGUAAAGGUGGUUUUGAAGCGUGCCCUGGUAAGUUCUCCUGCGGGAAGAAAAAGAAAGUAUGUUGCUGUCCGAAAACGGAGCCAACGCCUAAUCCGAAGACUGAGCCGACGACUGCGGCGAAGACCGCGCCAACGACUGCGCCGACGACUGCGCCGACGACUGCGCCGACGACUAACGAGCCGACGACUGGCAAGCCGACGACUGGCGAACCGACGACUGCCGAGCCGACGACUGGCGAACCGACGACUGCCGAGCCGACGACCGGCGAGCCGACGACUGCCGAGUCGACGACUGCCGAGCCGACGACUGCCGAGCCGACGACUGAGUCAAUGGCUUUAUCAGGUAAAUUAAGGCCUGGUUUUAUAUCACUUUUGAUUCUUAAGCUCAGUUAUCAAAAAUCAAAGUUAAAGGCAUCUGAGAGGAAUAGCGAAUGGUAA
Molecule: messenger RNA, 4180 nt
Organism: Porites evermanni
Lineage: Eukaryota; Metazoa; Cnidaria; Anthozoa; Scleractinia; Poritidae
Source: the annotation of a GenBank genome assembly